Molecule: messenger RNA, 815 nt
Organism: Asparagus officinalis (garden asparagus)
Lineage: Eukaryota; Viridiplantae; Streptophyta; Magnoliopsida; Asparagales; Asparagaceae
Product: ribosomal RNA-processing protein 17
Exons: 4
Coding region: 63-710 (215 amino acids)
Cellular component (GO): nucleolus
Molecular function (GO): RNA binding
Source: RefSeq, a predicted model, not a curated record
AAAGCAUUAAAAAACCGCGAGCGAAAGAAAGAGACCUAAAACCCUAAUCGCGGCGAUCGAAGAUGAAGAAGAAGAAGAGGGAAAUGGAAGAAGACAGCGACGAAUUCGAUGACGAUGAAGAGGAAGCAGUCGUAGUUGGUCAAAUCCCUACGGUCUCAAUCCCUCGCCACAUCAAGAAGCGAUCUCUCAAGAACAAAGCCCUAAGCGUCAGCUUCAGCGAGAAAGACCUCAAGGAUUUUGUUGGUGGGUUCCACAAGAGGAAGAAGAAGAGGAGGAAGGAAGCGGAGAAACAGCAGAAGCAGAAGGACAGGUUGAAACGCAUUGAAGCACGAAAAAGGAGGAAGCAAGAGAAAGAACUUGCUCUUUAUGGUGGAGCGUUAGCGGAUCCAUCUGCACCAGAAUUAGAACCUGAUGAAGGCCCUGGUAGUGAUAAGGAAGAAGAUGAAUGCCCCGAAACUGCACCAGUUUCUGAAACAAAGACAUAUGAAAGUGACUACACAACAAUCACGGUUAACAUCAGUGAACUCAACGGUGAAGACGAGGAUGAUCUGAGGCCAGUUCGUCCUCUUACAGUACAGGGUACCUUGCCAGAAAAGAAAAACAAGUUGCCUGUGAAGAAGAAACCAAUGAAGAUUAUCAAACGACGAAAACCUCAGAAAAAAGCUGCAGGCGGCAAGAAGGAUAAAAGGAAGGGCAAGAGCAAACGAUAAUUAUCUAUGUGGAAUUUUUGUAUUUUUGUUUGAGCUCCUUUUGUAACACCUUAUGCUUUUGAGAAACAGACGAUAACAUUUUUAUGAAAAUGAAUUUGUCGGGAA